Williopsis jadinii is the source of this 286-nucleotide messenger RNA. RefSeq lists its product as uncharacterized. The record is from RefSeq and is a predicted model, not a curated record. The transcript has a single exon. NCBI's taxonomy places the organism in Eukaryota, Fungi, Ascomycota, Saccharomycetes, Phaffomycetales, Wickerhamomycetaceae. The coding region runs from base 45 to 200 and encodes 51 amino acids.
AGUGGUGUCGGUUGAGGUUUCCGAUCUAAUGCGAACAUCCCGCGAUGGUUACAGCGUAUGACAUCCUGAAAAAUUCGGCUUUCAAGAAAAUCCGUGAUAGUUUAGUGGCUAGAAUUACCGCUUGUCGCGCGGUAGACCGGGGUUCAAUUCCCCGUCGCGGAGUUUUUUUUUUGCAUCAAGUCGAUGUCACUUUGAGGUGAUGAGUACCUUGGUGAGGAAGCCACUUGUAAGGUAUUAGCUAUUAGGUGUGUGUUGCUAUAGCGUCAUUUUACUGAUGGUGUGUGAC